AUGGCCUUUGGCUGUGCCAUCUUCGCGCUGCUGACGAACAAAUUUGGCGUCAAGAACGUCCUCAUCGUCGGAACUCUGGGCUGCGCGCCUUAUUCGGCAGACCUACAUAUCAACAACCAUUACGAAGUCGAAUGGUUUGUCCUGCUCGGAGCGGCCACUUGUGGUCUCGGCGCGUCUGCUCUGUGGGGAUCUGAGGGUGCCAUCGCACUGGGCUAUGGGGCCGUGAAAGAUCGUGGCAAGUUCAGCUUCAACCGGAACUCGACGUACCUGGGCAUCUACCAGACGAGGUACUUCUCAGCUCUAGCUCGUACCUUGGCAUCCCUGACUCCAGGCAUCGCAGCCUCCGUGGCAGAAAUCUUCUGGGGCUGCUUCUUCGAUCUCAAAAUCUGGAGCCGGCCUCAGCUCGCCAAGAUCACCUGGGGAUUCUUCUCGGUCAUCAUGAUGUCCGUCUUCGCGUGGCAGGUGGGCAACGAACAUGAGUACGCCAACACGACCCCGUCGGUCACUAUCGACUGGGAUCCGCCCGGCUUUGGACGCGGCUUCGCCUGCAUGACCCUGACCCUGACUGCGGGGAUUGUCUGCUCCUUUAAUUCCGUCGGCUCCUGUCUGGCCUUUGGCAUCGGUGCCGCCAAGGUCAUGCCCAUGGUGAACCUCGCCAUCGUGUUCGCCAUGUUUGGCAUCACAGUGCCGGCGACGACAUUUGCGGUGCUGCUCGAACCAGGACGUCCAGAGCACAACGUUCUGGGCGAGACGUCUGCUUUUGAGUCGUCAACUCAGGAAGGAGAUAUUCGCGUAGCCCUCCUGCUGUCGAAAUCACAGCACUACGAUUCAAACGUUUCCCAACGAUUACGGAAUAUGGACAACCACGAUGCCCGUAUUGCGUUGGGCCCUCAAAUCCUGUAUCCUGCCCGCCACGUCUCACAGAACAUUGAGAACAGCGAGGGAGGAGCAUUUGACCCGCAACUUGAGGCGACUGCGAUAAUAGGCCAAAAGGGUCCCGGUGUAAACACUGCGAGUGGGUUGGGUUGGCGGCAGUCGCUGCACCUGGGCCUCACCAACGAUCUCCGACCAGGCUACCGUCCAUCCCCCACAACCAUCUCCACGUGUCUCAUCUUCAUCACCUUCACACGAUUGUCAAUAGUGUUUGUCAACAGCGCAGCGCAUACAGCCGCAAUGGCCAGCUUCGGAAAAGCCACCGAAGGCGUCACGCUUUAUCUGCUGUUUCUCAUCGCCACCGCGACAGUGGGCACACUUCAAUACGGCUAUCACUUGGCCGAGCUGAAUGCUCCCGAAGAUGUCAUGACUUGCAGAAGGAAAUCCAUCUUUGGGGAUCCUAAUAAGCCCAACGACCCUGCCAACUGCAUACCCAUGUCAAAGGCGGUUUUUGGUGUCGUCACCUCCAUCUUCACCCUCGGAGGCUUGAUCGGGGCACUCUACUCAGGGCCUCUGUCUUCGCGUCGAGGUCGACGGCCAACAUUGAUAUUGACGGCUGGAGUCUACGCGAUUGGCUCGACCAUCGAAGCGCUGGCGCCGGCUGUCUGGGUCCUCUGCAUUGGACGGGUCAUUUCUGGGAUUGGAGCAGGCGCCGCGACCGUUGUCGUCCCCCUAUACAUUAGCGAAGUCGCACCUCCAGCGCAACGUGGCUUCUUCGGCGUCAUGACGCAAGUGUCUAUCAACAUCGGCAUCCUCGUCGCUCAGAGUCUGGGGUACUUUCUGAGCUCGGACGGAUGGUGGAGGAUCAUCCUCGGCGUGGGUGGAGCGCUGGGCCUUUCGCAAGGUCUUGGCUGCUUUUUUAUGCCAGAGACGCCGGCCUGGCUCGCUUUGAAUGGAAAAGGAGCGCGAGCUCAUGUGGUGCUCAAGAAGAUCCGCGGUAAGGAUGUGGACCUCAGCUCGGAGACCCGGGAAUGGAAUGUCGACAAUAGUGAUCCGGACGAGCAGGACCGGCUCCUUGCGACGACAGACAACGACAGCCGGGCUUCGGCCCUCUUAAGCUCGCCUGCGCAUAUUGGAUUCCUCGAUGUGGCCAAGGAUCGUCGUUCUCGGCCCGCCAUUAUCGCGGUGGUCGGCGUUAUGGCAGCCCAGCAGUUUUGUGGCAUCAACUCGAUCAUUAUGUAUUCGGUAUCCCUACUCACAGGCCUGCUACCGAUCCACGCGGCACUCCUCACGAUCAUCAUAUCGGCAGCGAAUCUGGUGACCACUGUGGCGUGCUCGCCCCUACCAGAUCGCAUUGGCCGCAAGUCUUGUCUACUGAUAUCAACUAUCGGACAGGGCAGCAGUUCGCUUGUCCUGGCUGUCUCCAUCAUCUAUCGCGUCAAGUGGCUUUCGGCUGUAUCUGUGUUGUUCUUUGUGGCGUUCUUUGCUGUUGGACUCGGCCCAGUCCCCUUCAUUUUGGCAGCCGAACUCGUGGACACAGAGGCGGUUGGUGCUACACAGAGCUGGUGCUUGGCUUCCAACUGGAUCGCGACAUUCGUGGUCACACUCCUCUUCCCAAUCGUCAACACCCAGCUCAAGAAUGCGACCCAUGGGGAUGGCCACGUGUACUUUAUCUUCGCGGGACUAGCAGCUCUGUCUGCAGUAUUCAUUUUCUGGAGGGUGCCAGAGACCAAAGGCAAGCGCAGUGCGAAUGAGGUUUGGGGCCGGGAACAUCGUACCGCGUGA
Emericellopsis cladophorae is the source of this 2658-nucleotide messenger RNA. RefSeq lists its product as uncharacterized. Gene Ontology annotation, cellular component: membrane. Gene Ontology annotation, biological process: monosaccharide transmembrane transport. Gene Ontology annotation, molecular function: hexose transmembrane transporter activity. The transcript is spliced from 6 exons. NCBI's taxonomy places the organism in Eukaryota, Fungi, Ascomycota, Sordariomycetes, Hypocreales, Bionectriaceae. The record is from RefSeq and is a predicted model, not a curated record. Bases 1 to 2658 code for a protein of 885 amino acids.